CGUUUUCUCGUUUCGUUAGUUUUGUAAAAGGCAGAAUACGCUAGAUGUUUGCAUUUUUGUACAGUCUGACUAUUAAACCUUAUGUUUCGUUCUGGUCUUUAUUUGACGUUCCUAGCAAGUAUAUGUGUUUUGGAUACAAUGUGUAUGGUAACGAUGUUCACAAUAAGUUGUAACGUGAUAACCGUUAGCGUGUUGGUGAGUGAAGCGAGAUCGCAUCGGCUGACACCUCUGCGAUGAUAAUAUACACUACUAGCCAUGAUCGCUAAUCUACCGUUGCUUUUCACAAACGGCAACCCAAUAGCGAUAUCAACAAUAUCAGCUUCACAGCUUGAGAAGUUUAUAACAUUUAUGGUGACAUGUUCUUGGGGUCACGACACCGUCAAAGACAUUCGCCAACCACCAUGGUGGCCGGAAGAUGUAGAAUUUUCUCAUCCCUUUGUGAAGCCAGCACAAGUGCCGCAGGAUUGGGAGACACGCUUGAAAAACCUUGUAAGGCGAUGUUACAAUCAUCACAAGAGUGCAUUUUUACUUGUGUUUUCUGGUCAUCUCGCGCGCUUACCGAGAAGGAGGCUAAGGUUAGUUGACAAUCGAGAUCACACCACCUCUAUGUACUACAGGCCAAAUGGACGGCUUUUAGUUACUUUUAGAAAUGAGAAUCUUUUUUAUGAUAGAGAAGAGUCGGUGGAGAAAGAGCAACCGCUUGUGAAAUCCACCGACAUAUAUCUCUGUGACAGUUGUGAUAGUCAUUUUGAUAAUUUACAUACAUUACAAGCGCACGAGAGGCUUUGCAAUAAUGAAGUACCCACAAGCAUGUGUAAUGGGGGCCUGGCAGAAUUUCUCUCUGCACUUAAGCUGCAGUCAACACAAGACAUUGCCCAUAAUGCUAGUGCUAAUAAUAUCAAUGUAGACACUAGACCUAAGAAUGCACGAUCAGCUGCCAACAUUGAUAGAGGUCCUCCCUUCCCAUUUUCUUCCUUAGCUUAUAUGCGGAAUGUUAAAACGAAUGUUCAGAGAGAUUCCACAUAUUCUAGAGAACGAAUUGAAAGAUAUUGUUGUACAACGACUCCUUUGAAUAGAAAUGUAGUUAGCAAAAGUAGAAAUCAAUUUACAAUUAGGUACAGAAGGCCUAUAGAUUAUUGGCACAGAACACACAUGUUCCCAAAUCAAAGAAACAAGAAGUUACUUGAUAUAAAGGGACAACUUUUAUAUCUUAAGUGUAGGCCUGUAUCUGUAAAUGUUGAAAGAAUGUCAUUAAAGAGUAUGACAGACUAUAUUGAAAAACUCAAGGAAGAAUCGGAGAGAAGAAUGUAUGUUGCAGACAAAGAUAUAGUGUAUGUUGAUGGAUUUGAGUCUGAUGAGACUGCAGAACCUGAUGUCAGAAGUGCGGAUCCAUUGAAGAGAUUAGACAACGAUUGUGAAGUGAUUGACUUGUGUUCAGAUGAUGAAGAACCUAGUGGCAAUGAGAAUUGUGAUCCACGUGCUGGUGUUACUUGUGUUAUGAGAGGUGGUGCAGUGCUGCGUAGGGCUGCGGCAACACCAAAUGCCCUGCCAGCAGAGCCCUGCGGAGCACGUCAGCGACCUCUCCCAGUACUCCAACACUUGCCUUCCGCAGUGCUUCAGCCACACCCUGUGAUUCUGAUCGCUCAUACUUUGAACAAUUUACAGACUAUAACUUUAGAAUGAAUUUUAUAUUUUAAUUAUUUCAGGGAUUUUAUUAUUUAUUGCCCUAAAGCUUUUGACUAAUGGAAAAGUUAAGGUUGUAACAUAUAAAAGCAUUGUACCCAUCUGGCAGUGACUCUUGCUAUUUAGUGUCAAUUGGUGGCUAAAAUUAUAUCUAUCCACAACUGCUGGUUGGGUAUGAUUCUUUUUUAAAUGUGUGGUAACCUCUAAAACCAAUAUUAUUCAUCAGUAUAGGUUUUAUUUUUAUUAAGUUUUUGCUUUUGAGUUAGUAUCAGAAUUUUGUUAAAUUUUCUGAUUUUUCAAGCUUUGUCAACAAUUUGUGAUAUUAAUAACUGAUUCUUGUAGAUGAAGAAACAAAGCUUAUACUUUGAAUAUCUUAUUUAUGAACCUGAUUAUGAAUGUAAUUUAAAUAAUUAUCUAUACUCUAUAUGUUAAUGUUUAUCUUUAAUUGACAGUUGUAAAAAGUAAUUUUCUAAGGCUGUGUUCAAUUCAAAUUUAUUAUCUGUAAUUGGCUUUGGUCAAUGUAACUUUUUUUUUCAAAUUCAAAAUUAUUCUUUGCAUCCUCACAUCUAUGCAAUCACUAAAAAUCAAUGUAAUGGGAUUGAAAACAUUGCUGUUUGCUUUUAUACUGAUAGUGUAAACUGUCAGAAUAUGAUAAUACAUUUUAUGUGAACAUGGCCUAAAUAUAAGAAAUUUUCUAUGGCUCUAUGUACAUUAACCCUAUUUUGCAGUAUUAAAUUUCCAAAUUUGAAAAUUUUAA
Molecule: messenger RNA, 2440 nt
Organism: Papilio polytes (common Mormon)
Lineage: Eukaryota; Metazoa; Arthropoda; Insecta; Lepidoptera; Papilionidae
Gene: ova
Exons: 1
Coding region: 256-1683 (475 amino acids)
Source: RefSeq, a predicted model, not a curated record